Haliaeetus leucocephalus (bald eagle) is the source of this 4623-nucleotide messenger RNA. RefSeq names its product methylmalonyl CoA mutase (gene MMUT). The coding region runs from base 980 to 3295 and encodes 771 amino acids. Gene Ontology annotation, molecular function: methylmalonyl-CoA mutase activity; cobalamin binding; metal ion binding. The transcript is spliced from 12 exons. Lineage: Eukaryota; Metazoa; Chordata; Aves; Accipitriformes; Accipitridae. Gene Ontology annotation, cellular component: mitochondrion. The record is from RefSeq and is a predicted model, not a curated record.
GGGGGGCGCGUUGGGACCCGUGCAGCAGCGGGGGCAGAGGUUGCCGUCCAUCCUGGCUGCAGGGUCACGUCUCUGAGGGGAACCCUGUGCUCCUCUGGAGCUCCCUUGUGCUCACCGGAUUAUCUGGAUACCACACGUAGCAUCUGUAUUGUUAAAGCAGUUGUGUGGAGCGUGUUGCAGCAGCAGCGUAAGAGUGAUAGAGGCGCUUUCCAGUUUCACGCAGACUUUCUCAUAAAGGUGUCGGGGAAGUGUGCUUCCAGGUAGUUGUGAAGGAGAUGAGGCGUAGAGGAGGCGACUGGCCCUUGGAGCCAAGCUGUACAGGUUUUGGCUUGGGGAGGAAGUGCAGGGGUAGGGUACGGAGAGGAGAAGCAGAGGAGCUUACAGCUUUCAGGAAUUACUGAACUUGUCCACCAUCUCAAUCUCGUGCAUGGUGAGACAAGCUCUGCAACUUGUGUUAUCCCUGUGUUCUUGCAUACUGCAUUUUUUUGCUCCUUUCUUUCUUAGUAUAGCUUGGAUUUUCAUCCAGCCCAAGCCACCUUUACCAAAGUGUACGACAUGUCAGCAGUUUUCUGACAGUCAACUUCCUUUAGAGUGUCUCUUUGAUGGUGAAGGUCCCUCUUUGACAUAAAGGAGUUCGUAGAUGAGAAAGAGAUGGGAAGGUGAGAAGGUAGCUAGGCAUGCCAUCUUCAUACGUAACGCUGACUUUUUGGUGACGGAUAAAUGGUGGUGCUGCUUAAGGACUGAAAAAAAGUUGCACAUUUCAUAUGUGGAUGUAGAUGAGUUGUAGGAAUGUUUUCCUUGGCUAGAGAAAAAUAUAGGAUUUUUCCUGAACUGUGUUUUAUGCAUUGUCUGGUUGAAAGGCAAGGGGAGGGCAUGUUUAUUAAAUGAGUAAGUACACUUAGUUUUUUCCUGACUAAUUUUUCUGGCUUUAGCAAACUGCUUGACCUCUCCACGCUCACUUCUCCCAUGUCGGAUUUAUAUGAUAAUGCAAAUUAGGUGUUUUUAUUUUCUUCAGCUUACACCAUACUCGCCAACCCGUGGUACAGACAUGCUGAGAGCCAAGGAUGCUCUCCUGCGCCUGUGGCCCCACCACUGCAUGUGUCUGGCACAACUUCCAGCCUGCCGGUUCACGUGGCGUUCGCUGCACAGGCAGCCGCUGCACCCCGAGUGGGCUGCCCUUGCUGAAAAGCAGCUGAAAGGCAAGAAUCCGAAGGAUUUAAUUUGGCACACCCCAGAGGGGAUCGACAUCAAGCCUUUAUACUCCAAAAGGGACACGAAAGACUUCCCUGAGGAGCUGCCAGGGGUGAAACCUUUCACUCGAGGACCCUACCCAACCAUGUACACAUACAGGCCGUGGACUAUCCGCCAAUAUGCUGGCUUCAGUACAGUGGAAGAGAGCAAUAAGUUCUACAAGGACAACAUUAAAGCUGGCCAGCAGGGAUUAUCUGUUGCUUUUGAUUUAGCCACUCACCGUGGUUAUGAUUCAGACAAUCCACGAGUUCGAGGAGACGUUGGAAUGGCUGGAGUUGCCAUUGAUACAGUGGAAGACACCAAAAUCCUUUUUGAUGGAAUUCCUUUAGAGAAAAUGUCAGUUUCUAUGACAAUGAACGGGGCAGUCAUUCCUGUGUUGGCAACUUUCAUUGUAACUGGAGAAGAACAGGGAGUGCCUCAGGCCAAGCUGACAGGGACAAUCCAAAAUGACAUCUUGAAGGAGUUCAUGGUCCGAAAUACGUACAUUUUCCCCCCAGAACCAUCGAUGCGGAUUAUUGCUGACAUCUUCCAGUACACCUCAAAGUAUAUGCCAAAAUUUAAUUCCAUUUCAAUCAGUGGGUACCAUAUGCAAGAGGCAGGCGCUGAUGCCAUUCUGGAAUUAGCUUAUACUAUAGCAGAUGGCUUGGAGUACUGCAGAACUGGACUUAAAGCUGGCCUUACCAUUGAUGAAUUUGCACCAAGGCUCUCCUUCUUUUGGGGAAUUGGCAUGAACUUCUAUAUGGAAAUAGCUAAGCUGAGAGCUGGAAGGCGGCUGUGGGCUCAUUUGGUAGAGAAAAUGUUUAAGCCCAAGGAUCCCAAAUCUCUUCUGCUGAGAGCGCAUUGUCAAACUUCGGGCUGGUCGCUCACUGAGCAGGAUCCCUUUAACAAUGUUAUCCGUACUACAAUUGAAGCAAUGGCUGCGGUGUUUGGAGGUACACAGUCUUUGCAUACAAAUUCAUUUGAUGAAGCCUUGGGUUUGCCUACCGUGAAGAGUGCUCGCAUUGCUCGGAACACGCAGAUCAUAAUUCAGGAGGAGUCAGGUAUUCCUAAAGUGGCAGACCCCUGGGGUGGAUCUUACCUCAUGGAGUGUCUCACCAACGAUGUCUAUGAAGCUGCUUUAAAGCUUAUUGAGGAGAUUGAAGAAAUGGGUGGCAUGGCCAAAGCUGUUGCUGAGGGGAUUCCCAAACUUCGUAUUGAAGAGUGUGCAGCCCGAAGACAAGCCAGGAUUGACUCUGGGUCUGAAGUAAUUGUUGGAGUAAACAAGCAUCAGCUGGAAAAAGAGGAGACAGUCGAAGUUCUGGCUAUUGAUAAUACCUCAGUCCGUAGCAAGCAGAUCGAGAAGAUCAAUAAGGUGAAGGCUAGUAGAGAUCAAGCAGCAGCCCAGCAAUGUCUCGCUGCUCUAACGCAGUGUGCUGCUACUGGGGAAGGCAACUUACUUGCACUUGCAGUGGAAGCAGCACGUUCAAGAUGCACCGUUGGAGAAAUAACAGAUGCAAUGAAGAAGGUGUUUGGGGAGCAUAAAGCCAGUGACCGAAUGGUGAGCGGAGCUUAUCGCCAGGAGUUUGGAGAGAGUGAUGAAAUUCUUCAUGCCAUCAAUAGAGUUAACAAGUUCAUGGAUCGUGAGGGGCGCAGGCCUCGUAUACUCGUUGCAAAGAUGGGUCAAGAUGGUCAUGACAGAGGAGCUAAAGUUAUUGCUACAGGAUUUGCAGACAUUGGCUUUGACGUGGACAUAGGUCCCCUCUUCCAGACACCUCGAGAAGUGGCCCAGCAGGCGGUUGAUGCAGAUGUGCACUGUGUUGGUGUGAGCACACUUGCAGCAGGUCAUAAAACUCUUGUGCCUGAGCUCAUCAAAGAACUCAACGCCCUUGGCCGGCCAGACAUUCUCGUCAUAUGUGGAGGUGUCAUCCCACCUCAGGAUUACGACUUCCUGUAUGAAGCUGGCAUUACCAGUGUGUUUGGUCCAGGGACUCGUAUUCCAAAAGCAGCAGUCCAGGUGUUGGAUGAUAUUGAGAAGUGCCUGGAGAAGAGGCAGCAGUCUAUGUAAUGCUGAAAUGUCACACAAUGCAACCAGCCUUAUACUAAUCGCUUACAGAAUGUAAUCAUCAGCAAGGGAUGGCCAGCUACAUACCUUUGGUUCCACUGCCCCACGGCCUGGUGUUUUGUGCUUUCUAAGAAAGUUGUAAAUUCUCUGCUUGUUCUAUUUGAGGAUUAUUUAUAUAUGUACCCACAAGAAAAUUUUAUCUCUAGAACUAUGACUUCAGGGAAUGAAGGGAAUUGAGUAGGUGGGUUUGGUUUUUUUUUCCAGAUAUACUGAUAAAUAAAAUAUCCAUUCCAGCUCUUUGGUUGAUCUCUUUUGCAUGCAGGGAAUUUCUUUUGAAUUUUUUGGCAGGCAUUGUAGACCUAGAAGUCUUCAGGCAAAAUCACUAAAGUUCAGCAGAGCUGUGAUUGAAUCCAGCAGCACUUUGAUGUUAAUCUGACUUAACUCUCUUUAGAAACGUAUAAGUAGAUAAAUCGUAAUUUUUCAGAGUUCAUGGUUUGUUUAAUAAGAUACAAAUCCAGUAGUUGGCAGUAACCCGUAUAGGAGCAGCUGUGCACUUCAGCUCUGUCUGCAUCACUGCCCUUCCCCAGUACUUCAUUAUUUCUCAAAUGAAGUUCAUUUCAGUGCUCAUUCUCCCUUACUUAGUUCUGUAUUUUUGUCCCGUAUUGUUCUUGCUAUCCCUGUCUAUUUAGCAGUUGGACUUUCUUGAGGUAAAUUGAUCCUAAAUUCUUACCAUUUUUGUCUCCCCUCCAGAAGGAAUUUGCUUUAUACAUGUGAGAAUUCCUUUGUGGAAUCCAUACGAGGCAAAUGGGGUGUGAGAGUCUUUUGACGGGCAGUUCCUGGCAUUAUGGCCCUGUCCCGCUUUACUUCAUUUUGCCUUGUUGCUCAUUGCAUCCCAUCAUUUUAUGAGACUGCAGCCUCCCUGGGAUAAUGCUUGUAUCUGCCUUAUGGUGGAAGAGGCUGUAGCACACUUCUACAAUGUUUAGCACCAUCAUACGUUAUUCAAAAUGAGAUUGAUGCAGUUGGCUAGAAAUUGCAGAUCCAAUUAAUAGCAUGGUAUCCUCACUUCAAAGAUUGCAGUUGAACAGAUCUUUACUUAAAGUAAGCUUGUUUAAUCGGGCACUUGCCAGUAGUCUCACUGCUCAGAAACAAGAAGGUUGAGUGCCUUGCUGUUUUCUUCUCUCUGUCUUUCUAAUUAAGGUUUAAAUUAUUGAUCCCAAACCAGACCUUUGCCUUGAGAACUCCUUGGGCAUUUAUCCUCAACUAUUUAUAAGUAUCUAAUUCCCUCCAAGAAAUAUUGGUAUGGUUCAAACCAGGAUAUAUGGAAAGUGACA